AUGAUUCAGCUGCAGAAAGCACCUCCUGGUGUAAUUGCUCCUCCUCCCAUACCAUCUAAGGGUAUUUUUCAACUGGAUGUUGAUAGUGAUAUUUGGCAGGAUGUUGGAAUUGAGGAGGGUUACCCUGAUCCCCCUGGUUGGCUUGCUGAUGAGGGUGUGUGCAAGGGAAUAAGACUUUUGUUGGAGGUUGAUUGUUGCAAUGAAGAAGAAAGAAGGUUGUUAAGAGAGCAGACCAUUUUACAGGAGUGGUUUUCUGUGGAGUGGCAAAGUGUAGAGGCUGCUCAGAAUAAUGCUGGUGAGUAG
This is a messenger RNA of Pisolithus orientalis, 303 nucleotides long. RefSeq lists its product as uncharacterized. The transcript has a single exon. Bases 1 to 303 code for a protein of 100 amino acids. The record is from RefSeq and is a predicted model, not a curated record. NCBI's taxonomy places the organism in Eukaryota, Fungi, Basidiomycota, Agaricomycetes, Boletales, Pisolithaceae.